AUGGAGUCCAUGGAUUCGAAGUUUCGUUUAGAAGAAGUGCUUACUAGCUAUUACAGAAUCCAAAAAGUGGAUAAAGUAAACUAUGUCCAAUUUGUCCCCAAUAAACCUGAUGCUCAGUGGAGCAUCCAAGCAGAGCUUAUAUUAAGAAAGCAGAAUCCUCAAGUACUGGUAGCCUUAUUUUCAAGAGAAUUGUGGUGCUUUAGUUUGAAUGAUGAUGAUCUCCCUUCUCCCAAACUGGAGAAUCCAACAGAUACACCGCAACCCGACAAACAAGGCCAUUUCACGCCUGAUAUUUCGAAGCCAAAUCUUCCUACUCCGUACGCAAUCUUCCUCAAGGCAUUGAGGAGGACUAUUCAUGUCAAUUUAUGUUUGGAGUCACAGUCGAAGCUAAUACCUUUUGGUAAUUCCUGUUUAUUUCGCCAGUACAAUAAUUCAAACAAGAUUGUCCAUUUUGAACCGCAUCUAUUUGAAAACGGUGAUUUAUGUCUAUCAGUUUGUACAAAAGAUAUGGACAUUACAAAUUUGGAGAUGAGCAAAGUGAAGGGAAUGUUUUCUAAGGAAAAUGCACUGUAUCUCGCUCCCUCCGGCAUCCGAGGCUAUCUUUUCUCAACUGAUCAGAGCAAAUGCUUUUCACCACCACCUAAAAAUGCAAAUGUUCUACUUCUUACUUUAUUAGUAUCACAUGGGAUAGAUUUGACUCAUAAAGAAGAUCUUCGAUGGGUCAAAGUAAUACCUAGCUUAGAUCAUCUGAAUGGUUAUACUCCUUCUAUUGCUGGCUACUUGGACCCGCCUAAAGCAACUAAAACGGUAAUUUGGCCAUAUGACUUAUGUUACGUUCAAAGCUCGCUUGAAGCAAAUAAAAAUAUCUUUCGCUCACCGCAAUUAGAAGCCAACCUGCAAGAGACAUUCGACAUUAUUGAUGACUUCAUUCAGCUAAAACUGACCUCUGCAUUUAGAACAUCUGGUAGUAUUGGUGUGGGUUCUGGGACAGGAACCGCUACAGGAAACAAUCCUACGGGUACUGGAGGAAUCUAUACCGAUCAAUUCCAGCAGUUCCAUAAGCAUUCUGCAAGUAGUGGACAAAAUGUUCUCGUACCCCCCAUGUCCCAAGGACAGACAAAAGGCUCUCCUGGCGGGGCUCUGAAUUUAACACCGGGUGGGACUAGCAGAUCUGUACCGUCUUCCGCAGAUAACUUCAACAAUGGGUUUUUAACAACCCCAAAUAUCAAUGAAAAUGUCGAGUCUACAAUUGAUGAUUUGAUGCUAAAUACUCCUUCAGUGAAAGUUCAAAAUGAUCUGUGGAAUGAACGAAAAGAGGAGACGAACAAUCGUGAGGUUGAUGAGGUCAAACAAUCGAUGAAUUCAGAUGUACCAACCAUUAAUGAUGAAGAGAUAGAUAACGAGACGGAUCUGUUUGGAGAUGAUGAGGAUCUUUUUGGCCAGCAAUCCGAAUCCAAUUCCCCCGAGCAACAUGAAAUUAAAGAGAUUACAGAUGAGAUGUUUGAUUUGGCCAACGAAAGCGAUAGCUCAAACAGUAAACUAAGUCCCGAAAAGCAACCCAGCGCUCCAAACUCUACCCAGACUCCUUCAAAGAGAAAAUAUCUAGACAUUCCACUAGAGGAGAUAACUUUACCAAGCACUCCGUUAUAUACAGAUCCAGGAGCCCCACUUCCUGUUGAGACUCCAAAGGACCGCAAGAAAAGUGUUUUCGCGCCGUUGAAUUUCAACCCUAUAAUAGAGUCCAAUGUUGAUAAUAAAUACAAAAAUGGAGGUAAAUUCUCAAUUGACAACGGGAGAAACGAAGAACCCUUGAAGUUUGAUGUCUCAACGGCAAAUAUCUCCAGCUCAGAAGAUGACGAAAGUGCCAGCAGUGGGGAAGAUUUUGAUGACAUUGGGGUCGACCAUCGUCAAGAUGCUCGCUCGAUUGAUAUGAAUAUACCUAUGUCAAAUUUUACAGUCGAUGGGCAGCCUCGAUCCAUUACAGAAAUGAUUCAGACAGACGUUCCCAAAGAAGAUUCUUUACUUCCGAUGUAUGAAAACGACUUACAUUCGAAGAAACUUAUGAGGGAGAAUCAACUAGAAAUAUGGAGAUCCCCGAAUGAGGGAUCACAAGAAUACAGCCCGUCCAGAUUAUCCUCUCAGUUACAGCCAUCGAGGCAGGCGGACUCAGGCGGUGGCGCUACGGAAACUGGAGAUCUUCUCAAGUAUGGUCACUUGACGCCAUUGUUCGAGCAGCCUUCUAAAUUUACAGCAGUUGGUAAACCUACAAAUGUUGAUAGAGCGCCAGAAGUUAGCAGCGAGACUGUGAAAAAUGGCGGUAGCUCUAAUUCCUCUGACAACUUGAUCCCACCAGAAUCUUCCAAUAGUCUGCCCUUUUUGCUGAGACACAUGCCACUCUUUUCAAUACCCGAAGCGUUCAUGUCUCACAACCCUUCACUACCACGAGAAAAUCUUCAGGCCCUUCUAGAUAUUCUCGUUGAACAAAUAGUAUUCGAUGACGGAAUUUUGGGAGAUUUGGGUAUAAAGGAAGCCCCUUUCAAUGGCUUUAAAGGUUGUAAGGAUGGAUUAGUAAAGGAUACUAUACAAAAAAUAUUUCCUCUAUUUGAACGAUUGCAUGGUAACGAAAUAAUCGAAGAGAUGUAUUUUUUAAAGCAACCACCAGUUUACGUUAAGAAGAAUCAUGACAUUAUCAAGAUUAAUAGCGAUGCCGAAUCAUUUUCUCAAUAUCUACAUUUAAAACCAUUCAAGGGUAUAAAAAACUUCAAAGUGCUAUUUCUGACCACUUCAUUGAAAGAGGACUGCAUUGACUUUCUGUCACUUAUAUCACAAACCUAUUCCAGUCAAGAUUUGGGAUUUUGUGAACUUAUCAAGCUAACCAGUGAAGACACUCAAGGCUUAAUCUACCUGAUAAACUUCGAGAAAGAUAUCUUAUCUCUCCUUUCGGCCCAAAUUGUUUCGUAUUGUUCUACUAAUACCCGGAAUAUGACUAGCGUGCCGUUGGUUAUUCUUUUACCUAUUAAUACGCCCGAGGUGAGCGAAAUUAUAUCAAUGGUGCUCAAGUUUCAGUUUAUUAAGAAUGAAGUUUUAUCAAAACUACCAAAAGCUCAACUAAUUCUAAAGCUUAUUCCCAUGGACUUUAUUAAGAAUCCUUUGACAUCAGUCGAGUCUUAUAACAAUCUAUGCGUUGGAAUUUAUAACAUGUUGCCCCCUAAACAGAUUAAAUUCACUGCAAUCGCAGAUGAGUUGCCAGAGAAAGUUGAAUUUAGAACCCUCCAGCAAUCCAAUGGUCAAGCUGUACAUUUCGAUGGCUAUAUUCACUUAGCUUAUGCAAGGAGCAUAGAUAGAAACUGGCUAUGUGCUUCGUGGUCAAAUUCUACGGGAAGCGAAAACGCAAUAAGGGCCUGGUUUAUUGGAAAUUCUAAAACAGCAUUUGAAGAGGUCUGCAACCAAAUGUGGCGAAUCACCUUAAAUUUUGCUGCGACCAAGUAUGGACGUAUAUGCUUAGUUUUAACCCGCUUGGAUAGCGUCCUACCCGACGAUGAAUUAAUGCAUUGGAGACGACUUUCUGCAAGCGCAAGAAACCUACAUUUGGCGGUUGUUUGUGUUGGAGAGAACACAAAACUGUCUUUAUAUGAUGAAGACAAACUGUAUCCGUCUUUUAAGCCGAUUAUACGGGACGAAAAGUUCUCGAGAAAUAUUGAUAGUAAUAACCUAGAUGACUACGAAAUUGUUAACGUUGACGAUGCGGUGCAUGGUGUUCUUUUCGAGCAUCCAUUACAAUUGGCCAACUCGCAACACAGAUGUGCCAUUAAAACUGGAGCUUUAAUCAAGUUUAAAAUUUCAGAAGGAAAUGAAAUCCUGGACAAGCUUGAUGUUAAUCUCUUAAAUUGUCCUCACUCGGAUUGUGCUAGGCUAUUAAAAAUUAUUCUCCAGGAAUUCAGAAAUCUUGCUGCGUUGAGCUCAUGGUUUGGUAUUACCAAAUCCGAGAAUGGCCAUAUCCCAUGGCACAUAUUGGCAGUAAAGAAGAUGAUCACGUUUAUCGUUCAUGCUAGGGUGGACGCCGAGACCGUCUAA
Molecule: messenger RNA, 4074 nt
Organism: Lachancea fermentati
Lineage: Eukaryota; Fungi; Ascomycota; Saccharomycetes; Saccharomycetales; Saccharomycetaceae
Source: the annotation of a GenBank genome assembly